Kickxella alabastrina is the source of this 2037-nucleotide messenger RNA. RefSeq lists its product as uncharacterized. Bases 151 to 1782 code for a protein of 543 amino acids. The record is from RefSeq and is a predicted model, not a curated record. Lineage: Eukaryota; Fungi; Kickxellomycota; Kickxellomycetes; Kickxellales; Kickxellaceae. The transcript has 2 exons. Gene Ontology annotation, molecular function: protein dimerization activity.
CCUAGCAUUAUUGUCCGAAAGGGAGUUCUCCCUUAAAGAUUUUUUAUUGCAAGUACCAAGUGCCUGAACUAUUGACGCCACCAGUAUAUUAGAUUGCGAGUUUAAUACACGCUUUCGCCGCAAAUAAGACAAAUCGUGCUACGUCACAAAAUGCCGGGGCCGCAUCAGGCAAAGUCGCCAAAAAGAGAGACAACGCUGCUCGAGGAACACAUUAUCGCAACUGAUGCUCAAGGCAUCAAAAACAAAGAUGGCGUGGUCAAUGGCAGCGGAUUGAAACACAGGACUUGCACACCAGCUAGCGACAUCAAAGAAAUUGGCCUCAAGCAACGCCUGCAAAUUAAAAUCUACAGCCAGGAGCAACAAACAUACAUCCAACACCCCACAGCCGCUCCUGUCUCUGUUGCAGCCGCCACUGUACACGCGCAUAGUGUCAAGGAGUGCCAUCAGCACCACAGACAGCCACCUUACCACCAUUAUUCCCAUUCAAGUGCACCCCACACCACCGGCCUGCCUGAGACCUCAUUGCUAGAUUUCCGCAAACACAAACACGGUCGCUACUUUUAUUUCCAGCCCCCUUCUGCUGCUGCCUCCACAGCUGAGUCUUUUACCUCAUCAGCUUCCGUUAUUUCUGUCUCUGAGAACAGCCAGGUGUAUUGCCACAAUAUGCCACAACACCCUUCAGAGUCAGCCCCAGCCUUAAAUGCCGCUCCCAUGCCCGCCUUUACUGAUAACAAGAUGUUGUAUUUCAGCCAGCCCUCUGUGCAGUCCCAGCAGCAGAUAAGCACAUUGUCCAGCGCCAGCAACGGAAAUUCAAACACUGCCCCGCAAACCAACUUUGCUUAUAAUAACUCCAAGUUUAAUUACAACCCUCCGACUCGCGCCGACAUUCAAUCCCUACACUCCACUAAGCACUCAGCACCAAUGCAUUACCAGCAGCAUCAGCAAUCAUUGCCCCCAGGGCCAACACCCAUGCCCCAGUAUCAAAACGGAUAUUACCAACAUCCACCAGCACCACGCGCAGGUCAAGCCUACCACAGUCCAGCAGCGGCAGCAGCUCAUAACAGCAGAGAGCCCGGGAUGCCGCUGUACAUGCGGCCCGGAAGGCUAUCAUUGUCGACAUCCACCUCGCCCACAGCGCCCAAGGGUUCCGGAUUUAUGCAAAUACCUGGCCGCCCGCUGACUGCUGAGGAAAAGGAGAUAAAACGUAAGGUGUCUCACUCGGCCAUCGAGAAACGGCGUCGUGAGCGUACAAAUUCCGUGCUGAGUGAGCUACAAAACAUUGUCCCAGGCCUGUCCAAGCCUGGAAAAAUCCAAAAGCUCGAGAUUCUUGAGGCUGCCGCCAAGUACAUUCGCCAACUUACCGCCAGCGCUGGGGUGCGGAAACAGACAAGUUCAAAACAGCAUCAUGGAUUGAAUAAGCACACGCUGCAGAUGCAGUGCCACGACCAGGGUUUUCAGGAGGGUUCGCAAGACUGCCACCACGAUUACCAGCCGCGGGUUAACCAACAUCAGCCAAAAACUUUUGACAAGUUUAGCCCAUUCCACUCGCACAGCAGGAUUCUAGGGCACGCUGUUUCUGAUGAGCCAUUAGACCAGCAGCACAUAGCUAUAGCCACGCCAACAUCUGUAUAUUACAAUAUGUCGGCAGAUGAGUCAACAGAUGAGGCCACAUCCAAUGCUCAGUCUAGGCCGCUUGCUGCCUCAUCAUCGUCGACAUCAUCAGCAUCGUCAACAUUGCCUGCUGACCCGUCUUCAAUGAAGGUCAACUUUCUUUUAUGCUGAAUUCCAAAAUAUGAACAAGCCCAGCAAAUAUUGUAUUUCUUCCAUCCACAAUUCCUUUAUCGAAUGUCGCUACUACACCAACAAAUUUUGCUUGCAUUGCACAUGAAAGCGACACGCAAUUGAGCAAUGUUUGGAAGGAAUGGCGGCGACAAUUUCCAAUUUAUCUACAUUUGUCGGUUGGAAUCGGAUCCAUACAUAUUUUCACGCGCUGGUAUUCAGCGUUGGCCAUUUGCACACUUGGAGAUAUUUGAUUCU